Capsaspora owczarzaki ATCC 30864 is the source of this 1388-nucleotide messenger RNA. RefSeq lists its product as hypothetical. Gene Ontology annotation, cellular component: dynactin complex; cytoplasm. Gene Ontology annotation, biological process: mitotic spindle organization. The transcript has 5 exons. Bases 19 to 1293 code for a protein of 424 amino acids. The record is from RefSeq and is a predicted model, not a curated record. Lineage: Eukaryota; Filasterea; Ministeriida; Capsasporidae.
CUUUGUUUUCACAACAGAAUGGCAACAACUUCAGCCAAAUACGCCAAUUUGUCAGGAUUGGACACUGGCCCUGAAAUUUACGAGAUCGUCGCCAAACCUGCGGCGUCCAAGCAGCAGCAGUCUGCGACGGCCGCCUCGGCAGUGUCGGCUGCAUCAUCGCCCACGGCCACUGCCACUGCGAGUGGACUGCCUGGCGGCUCGGGCGCCCAGCGGCUGGACGAGACCGAGAGCCUCGAUGUGGCGGCCGCGUUCAAGCGAUUCCAGCAAUCCUCACAGAGCCAGGCGCAAGCUCAGGCCCACCAGGGCGGCUCCAGUCAGUUUGUUGACUCGCUGCGUUCUGCAGGUGCUUCUGCGAGCGAGCGUCUCCAGCGGCUGCAAGCAGAGACACAGGCGCUGCUGGCCGACCUCGCCGCGAUCGACGCCGAGCAGAAGGCAUUCCAGGCAGCGCCCAAGCCAGACGCGCAAUCAGAGCAAGCACCGCUGCUCGCACAAGCACGCGCGCUGCAACAGCAGCUCGACCAUGUCCGUCUGAGCAAGACGCUGGGCACCAUGGCGGCGGAAACGUCCGACGCCGAACGGAUUGUCAAGCAGCUCACAUCGCUCAAGCCGAACGCCGCAGCAGCCGCAGCCAAUGCGCCAGCAGAUGCUACCGGCAACAAUAACGGAGUCGUCUACGAGCUAUACUACUCACAGCCCCUGGCCGAGUUGCAAAAGGCUUCCAAGAGCCACGAGCUCGAGCGCCGACUCGCCGCCUUGGAAGCGACGCUUGGCAACCAGGCCAAGACUCUUGUGAGCUCUGCCGCCGUUGAUGUCGGACUGGAUGCCACUGCGUCACUGCCCACGUUGAUCGCUGGCCUCGCACGCAGGGUCGCCCUUCUCGACCCGGCUCGCCUCGAGCAGGCCGAGCGCAAAGGCGCAUCUCUCCUCCAAGUGCUCGAGACGGCUGCCAGCAAGAAGCAGUCGCUGGAAGAUGCCGACAAGAACAACAAGAUUCACGAGCUGUAUCAGACAGUCAUGAAGUGGGAUUCUGUCGUGGACUCGGUUCCUUCAGUGGUCGAGCGUUUGCGCGCUUUGCGGACUCUGCACGAGCAAUGCGCGUCGUUCAGCCAAUCGUUGAUUCAGUUGCAAGCGUCCGAUUUGGACAUUGGCAAGCAACUAACUUCUCAACAAGCGGCACUGGCCAAGCUUGACACGGCCUUCGCCGAGAACAUGAACAUUGUACAGGAAAACAGCGCCGCGCUCGUUCAACGCAUCCAAUCUCUCAACGACCGUAUCAGCAAACUGUCUCCCUAAAAGGCCGGCACGUUUGUGCAAGCGCUGGUUUUAUAAUUUUUGUGUUGGAGGUUUUUGUUGCAAUAUACAGUGAAUACAUGCUCGUCUUUCUUUCC